AUGUUCGAAUUCAAGCUCCGCAUCAAAAACGACCAAAACGGGCACUUCGCUGCCCGAAAUGGACGUCGGCAUCGCUCGGCGCCAAACCGCCUGCCAAAUCCGCUCGAGCUUGGGCCACUUCUCAUGAAAAGACCUCCCACUUCCCAAAUCGUCGAAAAGACCGUCGAUUUCAGGCGAUAUCUGGUCACCAACAAAAAUGAUGAGAGGAGUAACGAUGUGACGGGACGAGAAAUAAUGUACAAUAAAUCCAUGCAUACGGUAUAUGAGACGAGAAAAAGGAAGAGUCGGGUAAUAAUACGACAAGGGAAAGUACUAGCUAGCAACUACUUCAAAAUGUGGAUCGUAAAUUUAGAGACUGAGACUGGAACCCAAGAAAAAGUCAUAGGCUUCGAGGACAGUGAGAGAAACCGAAGGAUGCAAUAA
This is a messenger RNA of Coprinopsis cinerea okayama7#130, 423 nucleotides long. RefSeq lists its product as hypothetical. The transcript is spliced from 5 exons. Bases 1 to 423 code for a protein of 140 amino acids. The record is from RefSeq and is a predicted model, not a curated record. Lineage: Eukaryota; Fungi; Basidiomycota; Agaricomycetes; Agaricales; Psathyrellaceae.